Molecule: messenger RNA, 2394 nt
Organism: Saprolegnia diclina VS20
Lineage: Eukaryota; Oomycota; Saprolegniomycetes; Saprolegniales; Saprolegniaceae
Exons: 16
Coding region: 19-2325 (768 amino acids)
Source: RefSeq, a predicted model, not a curated record
GCAAAGUGUACCCAGACCAUGAUGAUGGCCCAAGUCGAGCUACCGACGACCAAGGUAGCGCCGACAAGCUUGGACCAGCCGCAGCCGGAGAUCGACUCGUUCCAUGUCUCGUCCUUCUCGGACAGUGACAGCUCCGUUGACGAGACCGAGGCCGAAGCCGAUGCGCCACUGCUACCCGAGGCCAACGCGACCUGCCUCGCGGAGCAGCUAUGGGAGCCGUUCCGCAGCCUUGUUAUGAACCCAUUGACGACUCUUGUCGUAUGCCUCUGCGUCAACGCGGCCUUCAUCCUAUCGUGGAUCUUCCUCGCCUGGCUCGCCCACUUGAUCACGCGCCCAGGGCUGUUUCUCCUUGUCGUCGCCCUCGUUGUAUGCAUAGCUCGCCUGGCCGCGCUCGUGCUCUCGUAUCCUGGCCACCUCCAAGUCGUCGCGCGCGACUGUGAGCGCAGCUUUGCGCUCAUGAUCAAAAAGUGGGUGCGUCUCACCGCCGAGACGACCGACGAGCUCAUUCAGCUGCUUCUGUCGCCCGAGCCCUGUACGCCCGAGACGACGACCGCCUUCCGCGAGGUCUACGCCUCGUUCGAGUCGUGCUUGACCAACAUCAUGGUCGUGCUCCAACGUUCGCUCGAGAUUGUCGACGAGGAAGAGACGCUGACGACCGAUGGCAAGCGAGCGCUCGCUCACAUUCGCGUCUAUCUCGAAUACGCGGAGAAGCUCCGCCCGUCCUUCGCCCAGCUAGCAGCCAAUACGACGACCAACAUGGAAGCGCUCCGUCAGCAGCUCGACUUGGAUAAAGCGCUGGUCGAAUUUGGCCUGUGCGUCCAGGACCUCCGGGACAUCAUCGAGUGCGUUGGGGAGCCACCGGGUACACCGAAGCGGUCGGGGCUCUGGGGGCUCCUCUGCGAGCUCGUGCUCGCGCGGCUGCGACCGCUGCGUAUUGUCGCAAGCCUGAGCCUCAUGCGUGCCGACCUGAGAGCGCGCCACAACGGGACGCAAGUAUGGGUCCCUGGCUACGAACGCAACAUGAUCGACGGCAUGUUCAUUCCUGGGCUUGGCCUCCCGAUGCAGAACGCGGAGCGCACUGUGAUCCUCUGCAACCCUAACUGCGGCUUGUAUGAGUUUCACCACUUUCAGUCGGACUGGAUCCAGUUUUACACCAAGCUCGGCAUCAACGUCUUCCUCUUCAACUACCGCGGCUACGGGCGCACAAAGGGGUAUCCGUCGCCGCACGCCAACAACCUCGAUGGCAUGGCAGUCGCCGCGUACCUGCGCAACGAGCAGUCGAUUCGGCGCCUCGCGAUCCACGGCGAGUCGAUCGGCGGCAUGGUCGCGACGCAUGUGGCCAAGCACGCCGACGGCAUUGAGCUCCUCAUCGCCGACCGCACGUUCGCCAACCUCCCCGCCGUCGCCCAGCGUCUCGUCGCGUCGUGGGCUGGCCGGGCACUGAGCUGCGUCACGCGCUGGCAAACCGACAACGUCACCAACUACUUGGACGCCACAUGCCACAAAGUUGUGUGCUGCGACCCGUGCGACGAGAUUAUCGCCGAUGGCUCGUCGCUCAAGUCCGGCAUUGCUCUACGUCUCGAGCUCGGCGACUUGCAGGCGCAGACACCAAAGGCGCACCCGGUACGACGCGCGACUCCAAGAAGCUUGGCCGCGUGUGGGCCUGUUCGCUACGAUACCCUCGACGAGAUAUCGACCGACGUCGUCAUUGGCAAGCCGUUGACGGAAGCCAUUGUGGCCAAGUUUGCAUGGCACCUCUUGCGCAUCGCUGAGCGCGCCAAAGACGCGAUGGAGCUCGAGAUGACCGAUGCGACCGUCAUCGACGUCGACGACGCGGCGCAUGGGAAGGACGUCAUUGCGCUCUGGAGUGCGAUCGCAUCCCUCGACGGCCACUGCGGCCAAACGCUCUUUUACGCUGCCGGCAGCGGCCUCGAGGGCAUUCGCGCGUGGACCACGUCGUUCAUUGUGUGGGGACCGUCGACGCGCCUUGCGACCGUGCCCGUCGCGCGCCGACCCCACGAUUUUGUGACGCCACUCCCAAUCGAACACGUCCGCGUCCUCCUGCAGCGGGUACAAAGCUCGGCGGCGUGGCUCAGCACGGACGACGACGCGGGCUACGUUAUGGACAUGAUUGAAUACCUCUACGCAUCCAUGCAAGCCCGCAGCGCCAAGGCCAUCGAUGAUGCGGUGCUUGGCGCGCUCGUGCCACUCAGCUGCGGCCACAACGCCAACUUUAGCGAGCAGGAAAAGCAAGCGCUUCUCGCGCACCUCGUCGCGUACAAGUGGGCUGACGCUGCCGUUGCCGAGGACGAGUGCAGCAAGUAAGUUAAAAACACACGUUGACGGCGCCACCUGGCAGCGACGAAUGGGUGCGACCGCCUGCAUGGCCUUGCC